This is a messenger RNA of Ichthyophthirius multifiliis, 2325 nucleotides long. Its product is annotated as snf2 family n-terminal domain protein. The transcript has 7 exons. NCBI's taxonomy places the organism in Eukaryota, Ciliophora, Oligohymenophorea, Hymenostomatida. Gene Ontology annotation, cellular component: Swr1 complex. The record is from RefSeq and is a predicted model, not a curated record. Gene Ontology annotation, molecular function: histone binding; ATP hydrolysis activity; ATP binding.
AUGAAUGGAAUACUUGCUGAUGAAAUGGGAUUAGGUAAAACAAUUCAAACAAUUGCACUUCUAGCACAUUUAGCAUGCAAUAAAGGUAUUUGGGGACCUCAUUUAAUAAUAGUUCCUACAAGUAUAUUAAUUAAUUGGGAAAUAGAAUUUAAAAAAUGGUGUCCUGCAUUUAAAAUAAUGACAUAUUAUGGAUCUCCAAAGGAAAGAAAAUAAAAAAGAUAAGGAUGGAGCAAGCUUAAUCAUUUUUAAGUUUGUAUUACUACUUAUAAAAUAGCAUUAUAAGACUAAAAAAUAUUCAGAAGAAAAAAAUGGUAUUUUAUGGUAUUAGAUGAAGCUUAAAAUAUUAAAAAUUUCAAAAGCUAAAGAUGGCAAGUUCUUCUUAAUUUUAACACUAAGCAUCGUUUAUUGCUUACUGGAACUCCCCUUUAAAAUGAUGUUGGUGAAUUAUGGUCUCUUUUACAUUUUCUAAUGCCUAAAACUUUUGAUUCUCAUGCUGACUUUAUGGAAUGGUUUUCUAUACCUAUGUAAUAAGCAUUGUAAAAAAAUUUGCCUAUAAGUUAGGAAAUUUUAACUUAAUUGCAUUCUAUUUUAAGACCUUUCUUAUUAAGAAGAAUGAAAAGAGAUGUCGAAAAAUAACUUCCAACAAAAACUGAAUAUAUAAUAAAAUGUCCAUUAAGUAGAAGAUAAAAAUAUUUAUACGAUGAAUUUAUUAGUCGUGAAUAAUCAAAAAGUUAAGACUUUUUAGGACUAAUGAAUAUUGUUAUGUAAUUAAAAAAAGUUUGCAAUCAUCCUGAUUUAUUUGAAUCUAGAACAAUUGAAAGUCCUUUUAUUUCUUUAAGAAUUCAUUAUGUAGUUUUGGCACAUUUCAUUUGCAAUAUUUAAACUAAAAUUCCUUACUUUUUAAUUUUUAUUAAUAAUGAAGUAAAUAGAUCUAAAUAUAACAUUGAAAAAAUAAAUAAAGCAAGAAUUAAUGGAGAUUUUGUUAUCUAUGGUCGAGACUUAGUUAAUUUUUUAUCUUUAAAAAAAAAGAAAAACCCCUAUUAAGCUCUGAGUCAAUUUAAAAUUUCUUAAACUUUUGAAUAAACAUUUGAUUCAGUAAAAGGUCUUAUUAAAGAAUUCACUUUUUCAUAAAAAGCAAUCGCUUAGUAAAUUGAAAUUGAAAUAACUCCUUAUAAUUCAAUGAUAAAAGUAAAAUUAAUUUAAUUCUUUUUUUCAAUUUAUUUUAAAAAGAAUAAUUAUGAUUAUUAAAAUAAAAUAAUAUCAAAUAAUCUUUAAAAAAUAACGAAACUAUUUCAUUAUCCUCAUAUAAGGUAAACCUUAUGUUUUCCUUCAAAAAAGCUCUUAAUGUAUGAUUGUGGAAAAUUAAAUUCUAUGGUAUAAUUGUUAAAAAAGUUAAAGUAAAAAGGGGAUAAAGUUUUAAUAUUUACACAAAUGUCAAAAAUGCUUGAUAUAUUUGAAAAUGUUUUAAAUUUAUUCAAUUUUACAUAUGUAAGAUUAGAUGGUUCAACAAAAAUAGAAAAUAGAUAAAAGGUCGUGGAAAGAUUUAAUGGAGAUCCUAAAAUUUUCUGUUUUAUAUCAUCAACUAGAAGUGGAGGAAUAGGAAUAAAUUUAACAGGUGCAAACGCUGUAGUAUUUUAUGACACUGAUUGGAAUCCUGCUAUGGAUAAAUAAGCACAAGAUAGAUGCCAUAGAAUAGGAUAAACAAGGAAUGUAAGCAUUUAUAGGUUAAUAUCUGAAUAUACAAUUGAAGAGAAUAUUCUGUUGAAAAGUUUACAAAAGAGAAAGCUAGAUGAGUACAUAAUGGAAGAAGGAAUGUUUACAACAUAAUUUUUUGAAAAAUUUGAUGUAAGAAGUAUUUUAGGAGAAGUUUUAGGAAAUAAAAAUAAUCAAGAUUAUAAUGAAGAUGAUUGUGAUUGUGAUUAUAGUGAAGAAUUUGAAGAAGAUGAAGAAAAAAUGGAUGAAGAAGUAAAAUUAGAUGAACAAGAAAGAUUAGAUGAUGGCGAAAAGAUUUUACAAAAUUAGAUUAGCUUAGAUUAACCAAACGAAAGUAAGCUCAAAAUUAAAAAAGUUUAGUUUAUUGAAAUAAAUGAUGUUAAAAAUUUGAAAUUAAAUGAAAAUAAUUAUUAAGAAGAUGAAAAUUCUAAUAAUUCAAAUAAUAAUAACAUAAAUAAUGAAAAUAAUAAUAAUCAAAAUGGCGAUGAUGAUGAUGAUGAUGAUGAUGAUGAUAAUGAAUCUUAAUUUAAAUUUGAUGAAAAUGAUAAAUUAAACGCAUAAAGACUAUAUAAAAAAUAUUAUUUCUUAGCAUAGAAAACCUAAUAAUCUUGA